Mesitornis unicolor (brown roatelo) is the source of this 781-nucleotide messenger RNA. Its product is annotated as aldehyde dehydrogenase, cytosolic 2. The record is from RefSeq and is a predicted model, not a curated record. Gene Ontology annotation, molecular function: benzaldehyde dehydrogenase (NAD+) activity. The transcript has 4 exons. Lineage: Eukaryota; Metazoa; Chordata; Aves; Mesitornithiformes; Mesitornithidae. The annotation marks the transcript as partial.
AUUGAUAAGGAGCAGUUUCAAAAAAUCCUGGAGCUAAUUGAGAGUGGGAAAAAAGAAGGAGCUAAACUGGAAUGUGGAGGAGGUCGAUGGGGAGACAAAGGUUACUUCAUCCAGCCCACGGUUUUUUCUAAUGUUACAGAUGAUAUGCGCAUCGCCAAAGAGGAGAUAUUUGGACCUGUUCAACAAAUCAUGAAGUUUAAAACUGCAGAUGAGGUUAUCAAGAGGGCAAAUAAUACUACCUAUGGCUUAGCAGCUGCAGUUUUUACCAAGGACAUGGAUAAAGCACUGACAUUUGCAGCUGCUCUUCAGGCUGGAACAGUAUGGGUUAAUUGUUAUAGUGCAUUGUCUGCUCAGUGUCCUUUUGGAGGAUUUAAGAUGUCAGGAAAUGGACGAGAAAUGGGAGAAUAUGGCCUUCAUGAAUACACAGAAGUUAAGACUGUCACAAUCAAAAUCCCACAGAAGAACUCAUAAUGCUGUUUGAUGUGCAGUCUAGCAUCUUCAAAUGAAUCUGAAAAGGCUAUCUGAAUUCUGAGAAGUUUUAUAUCCCAAAUUAUUCAUUAACCUCUUUGCUUUCUGAUUGUAUAGGAGGUACUUGCUUACAUUAACAAUAUAAAGAAUAAUGUAGAAAAAUUUUUGUGACUAACUGAGGAAAGGAAAUUUUCAUGCCUGGUACAUAGCUAUCUAAUUUUGAAGUUCAUGUUCAGAAAGAAAUAUUUUUCUUUUUUAGUGAAAGGUCUCUGUAGUGCUAUGAAAAUAUUCCCUUUCAAUAUAUCCUACAGGU